Molecule: messenger RNA, 1236 nt
Organism: Nannochloropsis gaditana CCMP526
Product: ania-6a type cyclin
Exons: 1
Biological process (GO): regulation of transcription by RNA polymerase II
Cellular component (GO): nucleus
Molecular function (GO): cyclin-dependent protein serine/threonine kinase regulator activity
Source: RefSeq, a predicted model, not a curated record
ACAGACAAGCAACCCAUCAGUGAAGUAUUGUGCUGCGCUCCAAAGGACCGUGUGUGGCAGGCCCUUGAAGGCCGUAAGGCCGCAAGCGUAACCGUGGAGCCGCUUUAAAGCAUGGUCCAAGCAUCCCCCCUCGUGCCCACGGCCCCUGCGCAGGCAGAAGAGGCGCCAGCGACGAAGGAAGACGUCUCUCUCGGGGAAUUGGAUGGCUUGGAGGACGUUUCUGUGGACGGAGAGUGGCACGAAGUGGUCUUGCUCCCCCGUCAUGUGUUACGGGAGUCCCCGAGCCGACGCUUGGGUGUGCCUGAGGCGGUGGAACGGCGACACCGCAUUUUUGGUUGUGAGCUCAUCCAAGAGGCUGGCAUCCUUUUGCGGCAGCCUCAGGUGGUGAUGGCCACGGCCCAGACCCUGUUUCAUCGUUUCUUCUACCGGCGUGCGCUGACCUCGGAAAGGGCUCAGGAUGUGCCGGAGCCGGGCCCUGGGAAAUCGCCACGCGUCUUCCUCUUCGACGCCUUCACCGUCGCGAUGGGCUGCGUCUUCCUCGCUUCUAAGCUGGAGGAGAAGCCCCGAGCCCCGCGCGACGUCCUCUUCGUCUUCCACCACAUGUGUCGUCGACGUCGGGGCCUGGGCCCCAGCCUGCUGGAGGUCACCUCUGUCCGCUACCACGACCUCCGGGAGGCCUUACUCAUGAUCGAGAAGUAUGUGCUCAAGGAGCUGGGCUUCGGGUUCUACAGCAUCAUGGACCAUCCCCACAAAUUCAUUCUUUACUACAUCAAGACCCUGGACGGCACGCCGACCCUGGCUCAGCGCGCAUGGAACUACUUGAACGACAGCCUCCGCUUAGACUGCUGCGUGCGCUUCAGGGCGGAAUUGAUCGCGUGCACGGCCCUCUACAUGGCGAGCAGGGACCUCGGGGUCAAGCUCCCUGACGACCCGCCAUGGUUCGCGCUCUUUGGGGCCUCCUUAGAGGAGAUGAGGCACGUGGGGAACGUGAUUCUCUCCCUGUAUCGCGAGAAAGACGAAGAAGGAGAAGAAGCGCCACUGCGAUGGCUCGAACCGUUGCACCCAGGCUCCCUUGUGGCUAUGGAGGCGCUCCGCAAGGUGGAGGGGAAAGAGGGAAAGGAGGGGAAGGGGAAGGGACAGGGAGAGUCCACAGAUUCGCCCGGUGCGAUGGAAGUCGAUGGCGCGGAAGAAGGAUCCGAGAAGCAUGGCGGGGGUGGGGCAUCCAAGGAAGGAGAG